AUGUCAUCAAAAGGUGGUCGUCGACGAGAGUUGUUAACGCCAAAGCCUGAAAAAAAAGAUUCUGAAGCUUCUGAAGACGAGAAGCCAGUGAAAGAACAAAAACAAAGUCGAAAAGGUCAACCCAGGGCUAGACCUACUACACCAUGGUAAGUUUUUCAAAUGGGAAAUCAGUUUUUCUUAGUUUGGGCUGAUUUUUCAGGACGGGUAAGGUAGAGGUAAAGGUAGGAUAAAGUAGGGUAGAGCGGGAUAAGGUCAAUAAUGGUAGCAAAGGGUAGGAUAGAGCAUAGUAGUGUAGGGUAGAGAAAAAUAGAGUAGAAUAAAGUAGAAAAAAGAAGAGUAGAGUAAGAUAGGGUAUGGUAGGGCACAGUAAGAUAGGAUAGAAUAAGGUAAGGUAUAGUAGGAUAAGGUAGAGUAUGGUAGAGUAGGUUAGAGUAAAGUAGGUCAAGUUAAAGAUCUUAACUAAACUUUAUGACUAUGCUCUUUCAGUGAAACCCCAACUUCUCGUUACCCUUGGGAAGUCGAAAACCACAAAGAUGUACCAGACCCAAGGUAUCGCCGUGGCCGUCGGAGUCGAUCAACAACUCGUGAUAAAGAUCCGGAGCCAUUACCUGGCCAAAAUCGAAAAGUACCUGCCCGAGAUCAAAAAUCACCUGCCCGGAAUCGAAAAUUACCCGCCCGAUUGCCAGCUGAUAGUGCUGACAAUUCUGAUGACAGCUUAUCACCAGACCGUACUAAAAAGUCACCUGCCAUACCAGUACCAGCCGGGGAGAGGAAAUUACCUGCCCGACCAGUACCAACCCGUACAAAGAAUUCACCUGCCCGACCAGUACCAGUCCGGAAACAAAAAUCACCUGCCCGUAACAAGACGACACCUGCCAUCAAGAGAACGAUGCCUGCCCGAUUGCCAUCGGAUAGUGAAGACACUACUGAUGACCAAUCUUCAUAUACUGGUGAUGAAUUUACACUCAGUAGGUCAUCAGCUACACGGACUCGUAAAUCGCCACGCCGAUCAUUACCUACAAAGCAUAGUAGAUCAAAUGCUCAAUUGUCAUAUACUGGUAGUGGUGAUGACUAUUCUGGUACACUUUCGUCACAUACUGGUACUGCUAAUGACAAUUCUGGUGGCCGGCCGUCACGUACUCGUACUCAUGGUACUCGUGAUGACAAUACUGGUGGCCGAUCUUCACAUACUGGUACUCAUGGUACUCGUGAUGACCGUUCUGAUGACACAUCGUCAAAUAGUUAUGAUAACAGCUCUCAUAAUCUAUCAUCAUCUGAUAGUUCUGACACCUCUGAUGACCAAUCGUUACCUGAUCGUUCCAAAAAAUCACUCAGAAGGUCAGUACCUGCUCGUGAUAACAGUACACCUCGUCUAUCACCAUCUCUCCGGCGUAGAAAAUUGGCUUCAAGUCGAGUACCAGCCCGGAAGGAUAACAAUUCACCAUGCCGAUCAGUGCCAGAUCAAGGUAGAAGAUCAGUGCGAAAUCAACGUAGAAGAUCAGCUUCCAGAUCAGUACCACGUAACGGUAGAAGAUCAUCAGCUAGAUCAUUAAGAAGUCAAGGUAGAAGAUCAGCUUCCAGAUCAAUGUCUACUUCUGAUAGUGAACCACCACGCCGAUCAGUGUCAGAUCAAGGUAGAAGAUCAUCUUCCAGAUCAGUACCUGCCGGGAAGAAAGACAAAUCACCACGCCGAUCAGUGCCGGAUCAAGGUAAAAGAUCAUCACCCAAAUCACUAGCUGCUUCAGCUUCCAAAUCAUCAACCAAAUCAAGAUCUACAUCUACAGAUGAUAACGGCACCCCUAGCCAAAAGCCAGUCAAACGUGCUCGAGCUCGAAGAAGACGAAAUGCUGAUUCAGUGACUAGUGUUAGAUCAUCAGCUCCAGAUGCAGCAGAAGAGUACGAAAAUUUGAAAAAGUUUCUUGAAUCUCGGACCAAUCAACGUCGACAAAAGAGCAUGACGGAUUUGAACGGAGAAGUUGAUGGUCAAGAAGGUGAAGGUAGUGAAGAUCAGGGUAGUACUGGUGAACAUAGUGAAGGUAGUGAUGGUCGAUCAGAUGGAAGUAGUGAUGAUCAAUUCGAUGGAGAUAGUGAUGACCAUUCAGAUGGAGGUAGUGAUGGUCAGUCAGAUAGAGAUAGUGUUGGCCAAGAGAAUGAAGAUGAUGAAGAUCAAGAGCAUGAAGAUAGUGGAGAUCAAGUGGACGAAGAUGGACAUGAUCAAUCUGAUGAAGGUAGUGAAGAUAGUAACGAUCAAUCAACUGGAGCUAAUGAAGGUGAUGAUUCUGAAAGCUGUCAAGAUCAAGAAUAUGACGAUGAAGAAGAUCAGGAACCUGAAGGUGACGAUGAUCGGCCAGUACAACCUCUCAAAGGUAUCUUGAAAAGUAGAAAAGAUAAAGAAAUAAAAGUAGAAGUAGAAGAAGAAGAAAAAGAAGGCGAAGUAGAAGAAAAAGAAGAUCAAUACGAAGAUCAAAAGGUAAAAAGUAAUAAAAAUCGACCGGUAAAAGACAGAAAAAGACGUCAGCCGGUCCAAGAUAAACAGGAUAGCCCAUUGAAGAAGCAAAAGCCUUCUGGAAGGCGUCACUAUGAAUCAAAGCCACCCAAAAGCCGUGAAGGUAAAUCAAAACCUUCCAGACGUCGUCACGAUCAGUCGAAGCAUUCCAGAAGCCGUCAAGAUCAGUCAAUGCCUCCAAGAAGCCAUCAAAGUAACCCAAAGCCUUCUAGAAGUCGUCGCUACAAAGGAUCAGCUUCAGAAGACUCAGAGAGUGACUUGGAUUCCCGUUCCUUUGAUUCACCAGAAUCUCAAAGCUCUCAAUCUGAUUCAAGCCUGAAUGACAAUGAAGAUGAACCUCCAAGACGUCGUAACGAUAAACCAAGACCUUCAAGAAGCCAACGAGUAGCUGAAAAAGGAUUCAGAAGUAGGCAAAAUGAAGCGAAGAAGUCCAGAAGUCGCUACGCUGAAGUUAAAACGUCCAGAAGUCGCCAAGACAAAACAGGUUUUGUUAGAAGUCGCCAAGAUGAUGGAAAGCCUAGUAAACGACCUCAAAAUGCGGCUAAACCGUUAAGAAGUCGCCGAGAUGAAGUGAAUUCUUCAAAAAAUCGUCACGAUAAAUCUAAUGAUCGAUCGGCUUCAGAAGACUUGGAUAAUAAUAAGGUUUCUCGUAGUUUUGAUUCUUCCGAAUCAGAAAGUUCUCCAUCUGAUUCAACGUCAUCAGGACGUCGACAAGAUCAAGACAAGAGAUUUAGAAGCCGUUAUGAUGACGUAAAGCCUUCUAGAAGCCGUCGCGAUGAAGCAAGUCCUUCUAAACGACGUCACGAUGAAGCAAAGCCUUCUAAAAGAUGUCAAAAUCAAGCUAGGCCUUCAAGAAGUCGUCACGAUCCCGAAAAAUCUUUCAGAAGACGUAACGAUGAAAACAAGCCUACUAAACAACGUCGAAAUCAAGCUGAGCCUUCCAGGAGUCGCCAAGCCGCAUCAAAACGCUAUGAAGAGGAAUUUGAUGACCAAUCGGCUUCAGAAGACUCAGAAGAUGAGUUGUUUUAUCGUACCUUUGGUCCUUCAAAAUCAGAAAGCUCUCCAUCUGAUUCAACAUCGUCAGGACGCCAAGAAGAUCAAGAAAAGCGUCUGAGAAUUCGUAGAGGUAAAGCUGAACUUUCAAAACGGAGCCGUGAUAAAGCUGGACCUUCAAAACGUCGUCAAGAUGAAAAAAUACCUUCUAGAAGUCUGAACGAUGGAAGAAAACCUCAUAAACGGCGUUAUGACGAAGAAGAAGAAUCCAUUAGUUCUCGAGAUAAAGUAAAGCCUUCGAGAAAACGUCAGGAUAAAGUAAAGCCUUCUAAAAGACGUCGAGAUGAAGAAGAACUUUCCGUAAGCUUAGAAGAUAAAGUAAAGCCUUCUAGAAAACGUCAGGAUGUAGCAAAGCCUUCAAGAAGUCGCCACGAUAAAGAAGAGCUUUCCGUAAGCGUAGAAGAAGAAGUAAGGUCUUCUAGAAAACGUCAGAAUGUAGCAAAGCCUUCAAGAAGUCGACACAAUGAAGCAAAACCUUCAAGAAGUCGUCAACUAAAAGAAAAAGAAUCCAGAAGUCUAGGAGAUGAAGUAAAGCCUUCUAAACGACGUUACGAUGAAGCCAAGCCUUCAAGAAGUCAACAUGAGGAAAGAGAAGCAUCCGAAGGUCCUCAAGAUGAAGUAAAGCCUUCUAAACGACGUCCCAAUGAAGCAAAACCUUCAAGAGCAGCAUCUAAAACUCAAGGUAAGAACAGAGAUAAGAAUAUUAACCGUAAUGGCCAUUCAGAUCGCCGUGAACGUGGAAAUGUCAACAAUCAUAACCUACCUGAACGUGAUGAUGAUAGGAAACGCCGUAGAGAUGAUGGUGACCGUGAUGAAGAUGUUCAGGAUCGUGGUACUCGUGUAGAUCAUGGAAAACGUAGAAGAAAGAACGGUAGGAAACAUUGA
Bursaphelenchus okinawaensis is the source of this 4444-nucleotide messenger RNA. The record is from the annotation of a GenBank genome assembly. NCBI's taxonomy places the organism in Eukaryota, Metazoa, Nematoda, Chromadorea, Rhabditida, Aphelenchoididae.